UUUAGAAUUAUGUAAUUUUCUCAAGACCUUGAACUCGCCUUUGAUGGUUGUUAAAAUUUAGGGGGUGCGGCGGGGGGUGGGCUUCUGUAUUUUUCAUGAUUGCUGAAGCCAUCAGAGUUUUAUAAUGGUUUUCCACACCACUUUGCAUCACUUUGGUUGCAGACCAAAGUGAUCUACCUACAUUGAUAAUAUUUAAUAUAUAUUUAGCCAUAUGAGACAAAUAUACGUAUAUAUACAUUAUAUGUUGCCUAAAUUCCUGCUNUUGGCUUGCAAACUUUUUGAGGAGGGCGGGAUGCAGUUUUACCUGUGACCACCAGGGGGUAGCUGAUCAGAAGGGGAGUGGGUGCGUUCCCGCAGCAACAGGGAAGAUGGCAGCUCUCACAUCACUCACCCAGUUGUCAAGUGGGAACCCUGUGUAUGAAAGUUUUUACAGACAGGUUGAUCCUGGAAACACGGGGAGAGUUGGACCAACAGAAGCUGCCUUGUUCCUAAAAAAGUCCGGACUACCAGACAUUACACUGGGAAGGAUUUGGGAUUUGGCCGACCCUGAUGGAAAAGGCUACCUGGACAAACAGGGUUUUUAUGUGGCUCUGCGGCUGGUGGCCUGUGCUCAGAGUGGACAGGAAGUCAGUCUGUCCAGCCUCAACCUCACAGUCCCUGCCCCCAAGUUUAAGGACACCAACAGUCCAUCUCUGAGCAGUACAACUUCUGUCCCUACAGAAUUACACUGGGCUGUCAGGCCAGAAGAGAAGAGUAAAUUUGAUGGAAUCUUUGAAAGUUUGGCUCCUGUCAACGGCCUCCUGUCUGGUGACAAGGUGAAACCAGUCCUCAUUAACUCCAAACUACCUCUGGACGUCCUCGGGAAGGUUUGGGACCUGAGUGACAUUGACAAAGAUGGUCAUCUGGACAGAGAUGAGUUUGCAGUGGCCAUGCACCUGGUCUACAGAGCCCUGGAGAAGGAGCCUGUCCCUGCACUCCUACCUUCUGCCCUCAUCCCUCCGUCCAAGAGGAAGAAAAGCCUGGGCUCAGUGACGACCUCUGUGCCUGGACUCCCAGCCAGUCCUCCACCUCCAAAAGACUCGUUGCGCUCCACCCCCUCCCACGGCAGCAUGAACUCCCUCAACAGCACAGGCAGUCUGUCACCCAAACACACACUCAAGUCUGGACAGCACACAUUGAACUGGGUCGUCCCGGCAUCAGACCGCAGUCGCUAUGAUGACAUCUUCCUGAAGACAGACGCGGACAUGGAUGGUUUCGUGAGUGGACAUGAAGUGAAAGACAUCUUCAUGCAGUCUGGACUUGCUCAGAAUGUCCUUGCCCAUAUAUGGGCUCUGGCCGACACACGGCAGAUUGGAAAACUGACCAGGGAACAGUUUUCUCUGGCUAUGCAUCUCAUCCAACAGAAAGUCAGCAAAGGUCUCGACCCUCCACAGGCUCUGACUGCUGACAUGAUCCCGCCCUCAGAGAGAGGAACCCCUGUACCAAACAUGUCUGGAUACAUGACUCCAGUGGGCUCAGAAAUGGCUGCUCUGUCUGAUAUGAGAAGGGACAGCUCCAGUUCAGUUGGUUCAGGGGAGUUCACAGGCAUCAAAGAGUUGGAUGAUAUCAGCCAGGAAAUUACACAAUUACAAAGGGAGAAAUACACUCUGGAGCAGGACAUCAGGGAGGCAGAGGAGGCCAUCAGAUACAAGAGUGCAGAGGUGCAGGAGAUGCAGAAUGAUCUGGACAGAGAGACGGCCAGUCUGCAAGAACUGGAGGCUCAGAAACAAGAUGCCCAGGAACGACUGGAGGAGAUGGAUCAGCAGAAACACAAGUUAGAAGACAUGCUGAAUGAAGUCCGGAUGAAGUGCCAGGAAGAGUCUCAGAUGAUCUCGACACUCCAGUCCCAGAUCCACUCUCAGGAGUCAGACUUGCAGACUCAGGAGGAGGAACUGAGCCGAGCAAAGGCCGACCUGGGUCGACUACAACAGGAGGAGAAACAGCUGGAGCAGAGUCUGGCUGCUGGCAAGGUCCAGCUGGAGACCAUCAUCAAGUCCUUGAAGGCCACACAGGAUGAGAUCAACCAGGCUCGCAGCAAGUUGUCCCAGAUUCAGGACAGCCAACAAGAAGUGUCCAAAAGCAUCGAACAGUACAACAGCACCUUGAACGGAACCCACGGGGGCAGUAUGACCAACCUGGCCGACAUGAGUGAGGGCUUCAGCGACAGAGAGAACGGCGGGUUCUCAGCCAUGAUGAGAGGAACACAGGAGGAUCCAUUCAAAGUGAAGCCAUCAGUGUUUAACAGCCAGCCGCAGGAGCUUCCCACUGACCCAUUCCACUCUGAAGACCCCUUCAAAACUGACCCGUUCAAAGGCGACCCUUUCCAAAAUGACCCUUUUGCAAAGCAGCCACCAGCAUCAUCAGAUCCUUUUGGAGGAGAUCCCUUCAAAGAAACUGAUCCAUUCAAAUCUUCAUCUGAAGAUUUCUUUAAGAAGACCCCAAAGAAGGAUCCCUUCUCUUCACCAGACCCCUUUAAUAAAAGUGCCACAUUACCCAACAAGCAGGGAAGUCACUUCACCAGCAGUGAUCCUUUCUUGUCGAGUAACAUCAAACCCAGAGGAACAGAUAUCUUUGGUACAUUGGACCCAUUCGGCAGCAACUCCUUCAGCAGCAGCAGCAACAGCUCUGGUGGGUUUGCAGACUUCAGCCACAUGUCAAAACCCAGAGACCCCUUUGAAGGUCGGGCCAGUUGGUUGCCAGACUACCAACAAAAGUUGGUGUUUGCAGAUGAUCCAUUCAGCAGAAAGAAUGAUACACCAGCUCUGCCACCCAAGAAAAAUGUUCCCCCCAGACCCAAACCACCUAGUGGCAAAACAACACCUGUGCACAUGUCCGGCUCAGCUGACUCCUCCAAACCAUGCGACCCUUUCCAGCCAUUUGGUGGUGAAGCCAUCGACCCGUUUCAAAGUAAAAAGGGCUUGGCAGACCCCUUCAGUGGCAAAGACCCUUUCGCUCCCUCAUUGACAUCAAGUAACGACCCCACAGACUCUACAGAUGGUUUUGCAGACUUCAGUUCUUUUGGAAACGAAGCUCAGCAGCUGGAGUGGGCCAAGAGGGAGAGUGAGCGAGCAGAACGUGAGCGGCUGAAGAGGCUUCGGCAGCAGGAGCAGGAGGACCUGGAGCUGGCCAUCGCCCUGAGCAAGGCCGAGAUGUCCAACGCAUGACCGGGUCGUCCGGGCCAACACACAGGAGGGACGGCUGACCUUUGACACCUCACACACAGACACUCAGUGACUCGGUAAGCAAGGAGCAGAAGGACUUGACAUUUAGAAGAAAAAAAACCCUCAAAAACAAAAGUAAGCAUGAACUGAGAAGUCUUCUCUGGAACACUGAAGAAGAUGAAAAAGGACAGAGAACUCCCAGGUAUUGUGUGAAUACACUGCACUGACCAGACUGAAAAAGACAGAACACAUGUCCUGACAAUUCAUGACUCAUUUUCUGGACUUUUAUUUUUUAUCCUUUAUUUUAAUUUUAAUUUCCUUUCUUCAACAAAUCUAACCUGUGUACAAAUCUAUUUUUUUCAGCCUCUUUCAGCCAUUUCUAAAUGAGUAAACUGGGUUUUAUUUCCAACUUCUGUUAAAAAGCAAAACAGAGCAGCGCAGACAAAGCUAGAGGGUUUUGUCUAUAAAAAAUUUAUCUCACUGUGACACUGACACGGUCAGUGUUUGGAUCAGAUCUGUUUUAUAGAACAGUACAAGAGUCGAGCCAAAUGUGAAAACAGAAGAAUGUUGGAGAUUUGUUUCCUUUUUAUCCAGAGCCAGUUGAGAAGAAACCUCAUAACCUUUGCCUCUCUUCUUCACUAAACCCAGAUUUUUAUAUUUGCUUUUUCUUAUAAGAAUAAUUUUAAUCUCUUCGUCUGACAUUGACUUUGAUUACUGUACAAUGCCGUGUAAAGGUCUUAAACCGACACUAGAUUUUCUUAAAUUCAGCAACAAUCGAUGACAAACAGAAACUAAAGACUAAUAGCCAUUAUUUAGUUUUAUAAGUUUAUCUUUAGUUUUUUAACCUUGUCCUUCCUAGAGUUUUACAUUGAGUCUGACAUUUUUUGUUUAACAGACAAGUGAAUUGGUUUUACUUUAAUUGAAGUAUUCACAGGACUCCAAUAGUUUCACCCAUAUAUCCUGCAUCUAAAAUCAUCAGUAGUUUGAGUGAACUGCACUAAAUCCAUGGUUGAAAUGAAAGUGUGGUUAAAACCUUAGGGCUCAUCCCUAAAGGUACAGAUUGGUGCAGACUGUGACCAUCUCAGGUUAAGGUCUGAUAAAAAUAAUUUCAUAGUUUGGACAGAUUUUCUUCUUCUCUCUGUUCUGUUUGUAUUUGACACCUGGGACAGAUAUGUUUUUGUUUCAUUUAAUAUAUCUGUACAGAUGUAAAACUUCGCUACAGAUUAAAAAAACAAAACAAACAAAAAAAACUAUAUGCAGAUGCAUAUGUUUAGUUUUGGUGUAAGACGUUGGCACCGUCUUGUACUUGGUGUUUGACCACAGCAGGAGUCUGUGUUUGUCUGUAUUCACAGCUUCAGUGACAUCAUGGCUGACUGUAGUGUGACUUUGACCUGUCAGGUGAGACCGAGCUCUUGCCGACCGACAGUUGUACAGAAUCUUUAUUAGAACAAGGGUCGUGAAGACAGGUUUUUUUUUUUGGUGAUGACCUUUGCCCCCUCUCUCAGUCUCUCUCUGUCCCUCCCUCUCUUUCUCUCUCUCUGUCUGUCCAGUUUAGAGUAUAUACUGUAGAUCUAAACUAAGCUUCUCCUCAACCACUGACCCGACUCUGCUGUGAUGUCACUGUAUUCAACACAGAAGAUGGGUGAAUUAUUUUUGCUACCUUUGACCUUGUUGUUUAAGAAGUGAGGAUUUAAUUUGUUUUAAUGUCAUCUCUUUGUUUCACACUCACCUUAGUGUGUGUUUUUUUUCUUUUAAUUAUUGUGUCAUAUUUUCAGUUGACUUUUUGUCAGUUGCUGUGCUCUACAGACCAAGUACUGAACUGGAAUCUGACUCGCUGAGGCUGGAGAGUAAAUAUCUGUGAAAAAAGUAUAUUAUUAAUAAUAUGUUUAUUGUCAAUCGUCGUAGCUCGAAGCUCCAACUGCAACUGAACCACUCACCAUGACUUCCUGUGACUUUUCCCUUUUACUUGAAGCCUGUCCCAUGGUUUGAGUUGUUCUGCUCAACAAAAUAUUUUUAUUGUCCUUUUUUCAGAUUUGUUCAAAGUUAGUUGUGUUUAUAUAUAUUUGUCUAUAUUUUGUGUGUCCUUGAUAUGUCACACACAUAUUUUCAGUGUUAUAAUUUGUGCUGAGAGCACACACAUCCUCCUGACCAUAAUUAUUAUAAGGGAAAAGUUUAAGCAUCUUUCUGACAGCAUGGUCCUUCAUGGGGAGGAGACAAAACAGCAGUUGUCAUUUUGAAGCAGCUACAGUUUGAAAUCUUGCAAAAGAACCAGAUAGUCAGGAUCAAAUCCUGAUCCCUGGGUCCGAGCUAUACCUGUGUAGCCUUGUUCUCUUGCCUGUGUAGCUGUUAUAACCAUUUGAAAAUGGUUUAAAUGUGAAAAGCCAUGUUGGUACCGAGUAGGACCACAUGCUGGACUGAGACACUUAACUUUAUUUGUCUCCCUGUCGUCGGGUCCACACGUUUUGCAGCUCCUCCCCUGGACAUGAAUGUGAACUCUCCCCGAAAUAGACUGAUGUGUCCCUGAAGUGGAAGCUAAUGCUGAUGUCCAGUCCUGCAGAUUGCCUCUACCUGCUGUGUGUUUAUUAUUAUUAUUUUGGUCAUGUUUACAUAUCAUGUAUGAUUGACUGUGCUGUAGUUUUGACUUGCUGUGUUUGUGCUGGAGAAGGUUGACCGUGGUACAGAGUGAGCUUCACCUUCUAAGCUGUGCACAGCACAAACCUUCCUGAAGUCCUGAAAAUAGUCAAAAAGAUCCCAAUCCUACCAGUUUGAGUGGCGUUGUUCAUGUGUCAUUGUUUUGAUUUCAUUGAAGACAGCAAACUUGUCUGCUUCUUGCUUGUUGUUGUUUUUUUCUUUUUCUUUUCUUUUUUUUUUAAAGUUCCUGUAGACAUACAGUACACCAAUCAUGUAUUUUAAUGACUAGGGAUGUAACGAUGCGUUCUGUAUCAGUCAAAAUUGUGAUCUGAAAAAAGCUUGUGAUUGGUAUGGUGAGUUCAGUGUAUCAUUACAUCCCUGUCACUGACAUACAGUUUUUUGCAGAUGUGUGUACAUAUUAGUUGGCGUUUGCUUGUACACCUGUAAAAGACAAAGGAAAGACUGCUCGGAGGGAGAGAUGGAACGUGUCCACCUGCUGAGGACUUUUUCCACAUUGCUGUAUCUGUAGCUGCCAUUGUUACAUCAGUGUUAUAUUGCUAUAAAUUUGCCAUUAUUUUGUUUAUUUACUUUUGCUUUUCUGCUCCAGUGUUUUCAGAUGCUGUAAUUUACUUUUUUUUUCUUUUUUUCUUUUAAAGUGCUCCAUCAAAAAACUCCUUUAGACAAUCUCAGCUGUAGGGAUUUCACUCUUGAAUCAAUACCGCAUUCAGGCUGAAAAAACAAAGUGACGGCCAUGGUGUGGAGGAAAUGUUUUUUCAUCAUGUUUGAAAUACUGAGAUUUCUUGAAGAUACGUAACGGCAAGCUGGUGCACAGAUAAUUCAGAAGGG
Messenger RNA from Cynoglossus semilaevis (tongue sole), 6677 nucleotides. RefSeq names its product epidermal growth factor receptor pathway substrate 15-like 1a (gene eps15l1a). Gene Ontology annotation, cellular component: plasma membrane; cytoplasm; clathrin coat of coated pit. Gene Ontology annotation, biological process: endocytosis; endosomal transport. Lineage: Eukaryota; Metazoa; Chordata; Actinopteri; Pleuronectiformes; Cynoglossidae. The transcript is spliced from 25 exons. The coding region runs from base 369 to 3203 and encodes 944 amino acids. The record is from RefSeq and is a predicted model, not a curated record. Gene Ontology annotation, molecular function: calcium ion binding; cadherin binding.